AUGGCUAAAUGUUCAUCUAGACAAUUUCUCUUUCUGCUGUUUAAUUUCCUAUUUCUGUGCCUUGGUCUGGGACUGGUAGGAUUCGUGGCCUGGACCUUAGCGACCAUUCCUACAGCCAACGAAUUCAUAUCUGGUACACAUUAUGUCGGAUUUAUGUUGACCUUGUUAUUCCUGGAGCUUGGACUUAUAUUUUUCAUAUAUGCAGAGAAGUCACAGAUACCAAGCGUCAUGCUCGACUCCUGGGACGGACUGAAUACAGACACACAGUAUAAGAUUCAAAGCGAGUUGGAGUGUUGCGGUAUACAGAACUAUACGGAGUACGGAACGGACGUGGAAUCCUACCCCUCUAGCUGCUUUGUUGUGUAUGGCGUCACUGGAAUCAUCGAGAAAACAGUCGAUAACCUCUUCACAGUGGACUGUCUGACUCAGAUGCAGACCUGGUUGAAUGAUCACGUCCCCAUAUGGGUCUCUGUCAUCGUGGCCGUUGCUGUAAUAGAGUGCUUAAGCGGCCUCGCCUCCUGUAUAUUCUUACAACGGGUUCAAAAAAAGUUGAAAGUCGAACCUGUCAACGACGAUGAUGGAACAAAUGCGGACAUAGAAAUGGCAGUUAUGGAGGCAGGUUCAUCGGACGACAGGGUGUCUGAUGAGGAAAAUCAAGAAAAUGACAAUAGAAUAAACUCUACUGGUUUGAUACUUGUGACUCCUGCCUCGGAACAGGAUAUAAAGGAUAAUACGACUAUCGAUUAUCUCAGUGAGAAAAACGUCGAUUCAUUAUCAACGAAUUCUCAAAGCGAAGUCAAAGAUGAAACAGAAGACGUGAUCCAUUCUCAAGCAACAAUUGAUGAUCCGUCAUUGAUACUAGUAGCCUCUGUUUCAAAUAAAGAACCAGCUAUACACGAAACCAAUGAUUCUAUUGCUGACAAUGAAGUGGAGAUCGUCGCUCUGACACAAACGGCUCCUGGAGAUGGGCAGGACAAUCGAGCUGACGAAAAUAACGACGAUUUAAGUUCAAAUCAAAAUACACCCGAACCGUCUGUGAUAGUAGUUGCCUCUAUAACCAAAGGUGAAACAUCUGUAACAAGAAAAACAACAGAUUCGUCUGAUCAGGACAAAGUGGAUUCAUCAGUCCAUGGAGAAAGGGAUGAAGAUGGUGAUUUAAAGGUCGAUAACAAAGAUAGUGACAAUAUUUCCCAACAUAGCGAGCCUGAUCGGAGCUUGAUCGUGGUCGUCUCUGUAACCAAGGGAGAAACAUCAACGGACAAGGAAGCGAACAAAAUUGUUGAUAAUGAUCAGAGGGAUAUCGAAACCCUGACUCGGACGCCUCCUUUGGAUGAUACGAAAGAUGCAAAAGAUGAAAAAGUUGAAGAUAAAAGUACAUGCGAUCAGACAAUCGUAAUAAUUGCUUCUGAAAGAGAUGACGAGAAUUCAGUAAGAUCAGAAAAUAAAGCGAUCGACGAAUCUAUAGACGAGAAAAGUAACGAAGAUAAAAACGACACCAUGUCUAUUCAUAGUUUACCUGAUCCGACUCUGUUACUGGUUGCCUCGGUUUCAAGGAAAGAAACUACCGUGACAGACACCAAAGACGAUGCUAAUGGCAUUGAAGUGGACACAGUCGCAAUGGUGCAAAUGACACCGAAAGACACGAACAAAGUGGACAGGCAAGACAACAUUUCAAAUCCCGAACCAUCCGACCAAAAUGUGUUAUUAGUCGCAUCAUUGACAAAGAGAGAAACGGCACAGAAAAACGGUUUUGAAGAUACAGUGGGUACAAUGUCCGAAGAACAACCUGAACUCAAAGUCAAAGAAAUAAUAAAGGAGAGCAAUGACGAUCUAAGUUCAAAUCCAAUAGAACCUGAUGCAUCAUUUAUUACGGUAACCUCUCUGUCACACGCAGAGAAUUCUGACGUAAAAGAAGUCACUGAUUCUGCAGACAAGGUUGAAGUCGGUUCCGUAGCUCAGACACAAAUGAAUACAGUCGCCGUUAAUGACGAUGGCAACACUGACAUCACCCAAGAUAUCAAUUCCGAACAUAUUGUCCCCGAGAAAUCUUUGGUAUUGUUUACUUCUGAACAAGAGAUAGAAAUAUCUGGCAAAAAGGAAACAACUGAUUCUUUGAAGGAUUAUGCAGUAGAUACAGCAGUCUUGGAAGAAAUGAAUGGUAACAGGGAAAAAGAAAACAAUGAUGAAAAAGAUGACGUCACAAUUUCUAUUCAUAGCACUUCUGAACCUUCUCUAUUAUUUGUUGCAUCAUUGUCAAAGGACUCUUCAGAAAUAGUAGACGACAAGGAAAUGGAAACAACUGCUUCGACACAUAUGGUUUCCGAGGAUGUGACGAGCAAUAUAAAAGACGAAAACGACGACAAUUUAAGUUCAAAUGAAAGAACAUCCGACCUGUCUGUGAUAGCAGUUGCCACUGUGACGAAUGGAGAAACAUGUGGUAUAAAGAAAGUGACCGAUUCGUCUGUACUAGACCAAGUGGGAUCAGUCCCGGAGGAAAUAGAGGAACAUGGUGAUUUGAAGGACGAUCAUAAAGAUGGUGACAGUAUUUCCCGACAAAGCGAGCCUGAUCUGAGCUUGGUCAUGGCCGUCCCUGUAACAAAGGGUGACACGGUUGAGGAGGGGAAGAUCAUUGUUGACAAUUAUCAGGGGGAUAUCGCAACCCCGACUUGGACAACUCCUGGGGACGAAACAAAAGAUGAGAAAAAUGAUGACACCAUUUCCAAUAAAAGUACAUCCGAUCAGGAUAUGGAAUCGAUUGUUCCAAUUUCAACUACUACAAAAACGAAUUAUUCUGAAGAGAAUGACGUGAAUACAAUAACGUCGGCAAGUAAGGCUAUCGACGCAUCGAUGGAGGAGAUAAAUGAUGAAAAUAAAGACGACACUAUCUCUAUUCAUAGUUUACCUGAUCCGACUGUUUUACUGGUUGCCUCAGUUUCAAAAACAGCCGUGGUGGAUACUAAGGAUACCAUUGAUAACAUUGAGAUGAACAAUAUACAAAUGGCAUCAAGUGAUAUGAAAGAAAUUAACACAGAAGAAAAACAAGCCGACGUUUCCAGUCCCGAACCACCCGACCCGUCUUUGAUAUUGGUCCCAUCUGUGACGAAGGAGGAAACGUUACCAGAAAAUGAAACUGUUACGGUGUCUGAAGAACAAACGGGGCUCCAAGAAAUGACAAAGGAGAGCAAAGAUGAAAGAGACGAAGAAACAAAUUCAAAUCAAAUAAAACCUGAUGUGCCAUUGCUUAUGGCCGCCUCUGUGUCACACGCAGAGAAAUCAAAUGUGAAGGAAGCCACGGAUUCUGUUGACAAUUAUGAAGUCGAUUCCGUAGCUCAGAUACAGAUGAAUGCAGUCGACAUUAGUGAAGAUGACAACACUGACAUGAUCAAAGACAUAAAUUCUGAUCAUAUUGUCACUGAUCCAUCUUUGAAAAUGCUCAUUUCUGAGAAAGAAGGGGAGAUGUCUACGGAAAAGGAAAUUUCAGAUUCUUUUAAAGAAGAAGUAGUAGACACAGUUGCCCUGAAACAAAUUGAGCAUAACACGACAACGGAGAACAAUGGUGAAAAAGAUGAUGACGCCACCAUUUCCAUUCAAAGCACAUCUGAACCGUCUUUAUUUCUGGUUGCAUCAUUGUCCAAUGAAGAAUCAUUUUCUUAUCCAGCCAACAGAGAUGCAAAAGACGACAAUGAAGGAGAGAUAGUCGCUCUAAAACGUAUAUAUCCCAAUAAUGUAAUGGAUAAUGAGAACGACGUAACAGGCGACGAUACAAGUUCAAAUCACAGUACAUCCGACCCCUCUGUGGAAGCAGAAACGUGUGAAAUAACGAAAGCAACCGAUUCGUCUAAACACGAAAAAGUUGAAUCAUUUAUCCCGGAGGAAAUUGAGGAAAAUGGUGAUUUAAAGGACGAUAACAAAGAAGGUGACAAUAUUUCCCACCAGAGCACGCCAGACCAGAGCUUGGUUAUGGUCGUCUCUGUAACGAAGGAAUCAUCAACGGACAAGGAAGUGAAUACAAUUGUUGAUAAUGAUCAGGGCGACAUCGAAACACCGACAUCAACGACCCCUGAUGACGUUAAAAAAGAUGAAAAAGAUGAUGAUACCGUAUCAAAUCAAAGUACAUGCUGUGAGGAAAUGGUAUUGAUUACCCCGACUUCCACAAAACAGACACCUUCUGAAAAUAAAAUAAUGGAUUAUACGUCACAGGAUGACGUCAAUACAGUUACAUCAGAAGACAAAGACAUGGCAGUGUUGGUAGAGGAAAGAAAUUGUGAAAAUAAAGAAGACACCAUUUCUAUUCAUAGUCUACCCGAUCCGACGCUGUUACUGGUUACAACAGAAUCAAGGACAGAAACGUCCGUGAUGGAAAAUAAGGACGCUGUUGAUGACAUUGAAGACGACACAGUAGCAUUGGAACAAAUGACACCAUUAGAUGUGAAAGACAUUAGCAAAGAGAAUAGUCUAGACAAUAUUUCCAGCCAUAAUCCAUUCGACCCGUCUUUGAUGUUCGUUGCAACUGUGACGCAGGAAGAAACGCUCCCAGAAAAAGAAAUAUUUUUUAAAGAUGCACCAGUAAGAGAGGAUGUAGAGGGAAUGGAUAUCAAAGAAAUGAUAAAGUAUAACAAAGAUGAACAUGAAAAUGACACGAGUUCCACUCCAUUAGAACCUGAUGUGUCAUCGAUUAGGGUCGCCGCUGUAUCAUACGCUGAAAGGACAGAUGUAAACGAACUCACAGAUGCUGUUGACAAGUUUGAAGUUAGUUCUGAAGCUCAGACACAGAUGAAAACAGCUGAUGUUAAAGACGACAAAAAACCCGACAUCACCGAAGACAUUCGUUCCGAACACAUGAUGCCCAAUCCACAUUUGAUAAUGCCUAAAUCUGAGCAAGAGGGAGAAAAAUCUGGCGAAAUGGAAACUACUGAUCUUUUGAAAGAUGAAGAAGUAGAUAGAGCAGCCUUGGAAGAAAUGGAACAUAACCAGGCGAUGGAGAACAAUGAUAAAAAAGAUUAUGACGUCACCAUUUCUGUUCAGAGCACUUUUGAACCGUCUUCAUUACUUGGUGCAACAUUUUCAAAUGCAGAAACGUUUAUUGAAGAAGGCAUUACAGAUGUAGUGGGCGACGAUGAAGGGGAAACAGGAGCUCUGAAUCAAACGGUGCCUGUUGAUGGGAAAGACGAAAACAAAAAUAAAAUCAUUGGAGAACCUAUUUCCUUGACACCUGAAAUGCCUUUAAUAGUUGCUGCGUCUUUAUCAAAUGAAGAAACAUCUCCUAUAAAGGAAACUUCUGAUCGGGGAGCGCAAGACAAUGGAGCGAUACUCAAAGUGUCGAGAGAAGAGAGUAAAGAUAAAAAGGAUAUCGGCAGCAUUUCGCUUCAUGUAUCACAUGACAAGUCAGAUUCGUUAGUACCAUACAAAGUGGAUACGGCAUCAUUCGAACAAAUGGUCCCACCUGAUGUAACUUCUGCGAUGGUGGGAAUAACAAAUUCGAAGGAAAAAGAUGCAAAUGUAGCUGUUGAACGAACGGCGAUUAAUGAUGUUCCAACGAAUGACUCAAACUCUAUGAAUAUCACAUUCGAUCCUUCAUUGACACUGAGCGCCACGGCGAACACUGCCGAGUUAUCCGCGCAAGCCAACAUGGACGCAUUUGCAUUAGAUCAACCUGAUGAUGUGAAAGAAGACACAACGAAUCAAACUGAAGACAACACCGUUUCAAAACAAGGUACAUCUGAUUCCUGUUUGCAACUAGUUGCUUCGAUGUCAUCAUUAGACGAAACAUCAGACCAAAAUGGUAUGAACACUAUAACUUUGGAUCAAACGGCGAUCGAUGUACCAACUGACAUUUCCAUUCAUAGUCCACCUGAUAAGGCUUCGACAUUGGAAGCUAGAGUGUCAUUUUCGAAAAAAAAUGCAAUUAAGGAAUCUGAGGAUUUUUCAGGGAUAGAAGACAUGAGCACAGAAUCCUCCGACGUGGCAGAUGGUGCAAAAUUCAAAAUAGCUGAUGCCACCACUUCCAAUGAUAACACACUUACUCCAUCCUUGACAGUGGUUCACCCAGUACCAACUGAAGAUGCAUACAAUGUAGAGGAAAAAUCAGAAAAUGGCGACGUAGUCGACAUGGACAUAUUACCGAUGGAUCAAAUAGAAGCCUGUGGUACGGAUGAAACAGUUGAUGGCCUCUUUUCUAUUCAAAGCACCCAUGAUUCACCAUCAACUGAUGCGGACGGCACAAAUUCCGAUCAUGUUGGACAUGCUAGAUAUUUGUCUGUGGUGGAAGAUGUCGGCAUAGAAGCAUUAGAACAAGACAAACAUAAGAAUGUGAAGGACAAUUACAAAGAUGAGUUUGAAGACGAUUCCACUCCUAAUCAUGGUGCACGUGAUCCCUCUUUGGAACCAGUUGCUAUGGUGUCAGCUAAUGAAAUGCAUGCCACAAAUGAAGAUGUAGAUGCGUCACAAACAGAGAUCACUGAAACCAUACCGAAUACAUCAGAAGAAGAAGACAUAGACGCAAUGCCUAAAGACCAAACGGAGGACUGUGAUGAGUCAGACAGCAGGAAGGAACAAAUAGACGAGGACACCAAUUCGAACCUUGAUAUUCACGUUAUGCCUAUGGAAAUUAUUCCUUUGGUAUUAACAAAUGUGUCACAAAAAGUUGUCACUGAUGCAAUACCGUUGGAACACACGGAGCCUAGUAAUCUGAAGUUUAAUAACAUUAUAGAAACAACAAACGACUCAAUUUCCAAACAAAUAACACUCGAUUUAACUUCAGACCUUGUUGCACCGUUACCAAUGCCGGAAUUGACUUCAAUCAAGGAAUCCGAUAACUCGGAAACAGAAAACACGGAUGCAUUACCGAUGCAUGAAAAGGAGCCUUGUUAUUUAGAAAACGAUAGCAAGGAUGUAAAAGACGACGACAACAUCAUCAAUCAAACUUUGAAACAAACUGAGUUGUUGUCAAAUGGUGAAAAAUCUAUCGUAACGGAAAAUAAAAACACAACAGUAAAUGAAGUUUCGGACACAAUAAAAUUGGAACAAACGAAGUCUGACGAUGUUACAAGAGAUAGCAAGGAAGAAAUUACCGACGACACUGAAGACACACUUGGUUCGUCUUUGGAACUUGGUGCCUUGGUAUCAACGAAUGAAACAUAUGCAGUAAAUGCUGACGAGUCAAAAAUAGAGGUCAUAGACGCAGUUCCGAUAAAUCAAACUAUACAUGGUGAUAUGGAUAAUGAGACUACAACCAAUCCCACUUCGGAAAUGAUUGCGUCUGUAUUAAUCCAAGAAAAGUCGUUCAUAGAAGAAACAGAAUCAUCAGAAAAAGGCAUUAUUGGUGCAUGUCAGAUGGAUCAAACGGAGGCUUGUGAAGUGGAAAACAAUAACAAGAAUGAAGCAGAGGAUACCAACUCCACCAUUCAAAGUACACAGGAUUCAUCUUUGAAACAAGCUCCUUUGGUUUCACCUGAUGAAAAAUUUACCGUUGCGGAAUGUACAAACUCAACAGCGAACGAAAAUCCAGACACACCAGAAUUUGAAAAAACAGAUACUGACGUUGUAAUGGACGUUAGCGAGGAAAGAGUAUCCAAGGAUACUCUUUCCAAUCAUGGUAUGAAUGACCCGUCUUUGGAGCUUGAUGCUAUGGUAUCAACAGAAGCGUCAAAACAAUUCAGCGGAGCAACGCCGACUGAACAAACGGCGCCUGGUGGUUUGAAGAACAAUGACUAUAUUGAAACGACAAACGACCCAAUUUUCAAUCAAAUAACACUCGAUUCCACUUUAAACCUGGUUGUACCAGUAUCAAUGCCAGAAAUAACUUCAAUCAAGGAAACCGAUAACUCGGAUACAGAAGGUACGAAGACAUUACCGAUGGAUGAAAAAGAGCCUUGUAAUUUAAACAACGAUAUCAAGGAUGAAACAGACUACGACACAUUCACCAUUCAAACUUUAAAACAUUCUGAUUUGAUAUCAACUGGUGAAAAUACUACAGAAAAAAAAGUUCUGGACACAACAAUACUAGAACAAAUGAAGGCUGACGAUGUUACAAGCAAGAAAGAAGAAAUGGCCAACGACACUCCUUCCAAUGAAGAUACACGUGAUCCGACUUUGGAACUUGGUGAAAUUGUAUUAGCUAAUGAAAAUUCCGUACUAAAUGAAGUUACUGGUGUGUCAAGAAUGGAGCUCGUAGACGCAGUUACGAUCGAACAAACUUUACCUGGUGACCCGAAGUUCGAGAUGGAUAAUGAAAUAACACCCAUUCCCACCUCAGGACUAAUUGCGACUGUAUCAAUCCCAGCAAUAACUUCAAUCGAAGUAACAGAUUCAUCAGAAAAAGAUGUAAUUGUUGCAUGUCAGAUGGAUGAAACGGAGGCUUGUGUUGUGGAAAACGAUAACGGGAAUGAACAAGAGGACACAUUCACCUCUCAGAAUUUGUCUUUGAAACAAGCUGUUCAGGUAUCAACUGACGAAAAAACUACCAUUUUCUCCUCAGAACUAGUUGCGCCGGUAUUGACGCCACACAUGGUUUCAAUCAAGGAAACUGAUUCAUCAGAAAAGGAAGGCAUGGAGACAUUACCAAUGGAUCAAACGGAUGACACCUUCACCACUCAAACGCUGAAACUUACUGAUGAAAAGUAUAUCAUUACAAAAGAUACAGCCACAACGGAAUUGGAACAAAGGGAGGCAAGCGAUGUGACAAACGAUAACAAGGAAGAAAGUACUGACGGCACUCUUUGUAAAGAAGGUAAGCCUUAUCCGUCUAUAAAGCCUGUUGCCUUGGUAUCAACAAAUGACAUGAUUUCAAUUGAUGAAGUUGCUGAUACGUCAGUAGGAGAGAUCGUUGACACAAUACCGAUUCUAGAUGAUUUGGUAUCAACUCAGGACACGUUUGCAGUUGUUGAACAAUCAGAUACUACAGGCGACGAAGUUCCGGACACAACAGCAUUGGAGAAAGGUGAAGGUGGCAAUGUAACAGACAGUAAGGAGGUUAUUGCCGACAGCAGUAUUUCUGAUCAUGGUACACAUGAUCCGUGUUUGGGAAUGUCUGCUUUGUUAUCCACAGAUAAGUCAGAAAAAGAAGUCGCUGGCGCAAUACUGACUGAGCACACGGCGUCUGUUGAUCUGCAGCACAACACCGAUAACAAAACAACAAACGACACAGUUCCUGACCAAAUACCACUCGAUCUGAAUUCAGAACUGGUUCUGACGGUGCCAAGUUCAGAAAGUUCAGAAAUGCCUACAAUAAAGGAAACCGAGUCAAUGGAAACAUUGCCGACGGAUGAAAUGGUGUCUUGUCAUUUCGAAAACAAUAACAAGGAUGUAACAUCUGACGACAUCUUAACCACUCAAAGUAUACAGGAUCCUUCUUUCAAACGAACAAAUGAAACAUCUGUCAUGGAAGAAAAUGAAAACAUCACAAAAAUUGAAAUAUCGGACACACAAGCAUUGGGACAAACAGAGACUCGCCAUGUGACGACGGAUAAUGAAGAAAUAGCCGAGGCCACUAUUUCCAAUGAAAGAUUGCAUGAUCCGUCUUUGGAAAUUGUUGCUUUGGUAUCAACUGAUCAAACGUAUGCAACAGAUGCAAUUGCUGAUAAGUCAGAAAAAGAGGUCGUUGAACAAACGGUACCUGCUCUUCUGACGCUCGAUAUCGGUAAUGAAACUGCACCCGAUCCCGAUUCGAAAUUGAUUGCAUCUGUAUCAAUUCAAGUAAUGUCUACAGUCGAAGAACCCGAUUUAUCAGCAAAAGAAAGUAUUGGUGAAUUACAAAUUGAUCAAACCGUGGCUUGUGGGGUGGAAAACGAUGACAAAGGUAAAAAUGAGGAUAUCACCUUCACUCAAAUUACUCGGGAUUCAUCUUUGAAACAAGCUGCUCUGGUAUCAACUGAUGAAAAAUUUACCAUUGCCGAACAGACAGACGUCACAGAAAACGAAGAUCCAGAUACAACAGAACCGGAACAAAUGGAGGCUGACAUUGUGACAGGCGAAAACAAAAAGGAAAUGACAGAGGACACUAUUUCCAGUCAUGGUUUGCAUGAUCCGUCUUUGGAACUUGAUGUUUUGGUAUCCACAAAAGAAAUCGAUGAAAUAGCUGAUGCGUCAAAAGAAGAGGCCUUCAGCGCAAUACCGAUUGAACAAACAGUAACGAGUGAUCUUACGAUCGACAUUCAAACGCAGGACUCGUCUUCGAAACUAGCUGCUUCGGUAUCAGCAAAUACAUCUAAACUAGUGGAACAAUCAGACAUCACUAACAACGAUCAUCUGGUUAAAACAGCAUUGGAGAAGAAAACGGAUAAUGAAGAUGCGACAGACGGUAACAAAGAAGAAAUAGCCAGAUACUCUUUUGCCAAUGAAGACUUUGACCAAACGGUACCUGAUGAUCUGACGCUCGAUAUCGGUAAUGAAACUGCACCCGAUUCUCAUUCAGAACUGAUUGCAUCUGUAUCAACCCAAGACAUCUCUUCAGUCGGAGAAACAGAUUCGUCAGAAAAAGAAAGUUUUGAUGCAUUACAGAUUGAUCAAAUGGAGGUUUGCGAGGUGGAAAGCAAAAGAGCUAGCGAUACUAUCACCAUUCAAAAUACAAAGGAUUCAUCUUCGAAACAAGCAGCCUUGGUAUCAACAAAUAAAACGUCUUCAAUUGUGGAAAAUUCAGAUACCUCGUACAAUGAAGAUCUGGAAACAGCAGCACUGGGAAAAACAGAUGCAACAGAUGAUAACAAGGAAGAAAUAGCCAAGAUUACUAUGUCUGAUCAUAAUAGGCAUGAUCCGUCAUUGGAAUCUAAUGUUAUGGCAUCAAAUGACGAAACUUCCUCAAUCAAUGAAGAUCCUGAUACGGCAAAGAAAGUGGAGGCUGAUACAUUACCAAUUUAUAAAACGGCACCAAGUGAUUUGGAAUCAUCUCUCGAAAUGUCUACAAUCAAGGAAUCAAAUACUUCAGAAAAGGAAGCUAAGGACACUUUACCUAUGGACCAAGUAGAUUCUUGUUAUGUGAGAAACGACAAGAAGGAAGAAACAGCUAACGAUUGCAUCAACAUUCAAAAUACUGCAGAUUCAUCCUUGAAAGCAGAUGCUUUGGAAUCAGCUGAUGAAAUAUACACAGAUAUCACAAAUGAAGCUUCGAAUACAGCAGCGUUGGAACAAAAUGAAGCUGGUGAUCUGACAGACGGUGGCACAGAAAAACUAGCUGACGAAACUGUUCAAAAUGAUGGUAAACCUGAGCCCUCUGGUGAACCUAAUGCUGUUGUAUCAAACAAUGAAAGACUUGCAAUUAAUGUAGAUAUUGAUGCGUCAGAAAACGGACACGUAGACAUAACAACGUCAGCAGAGCACGACAUGAACGUAUUUCCUAUGGAUCAAAUGGAGGCUGGUGCUACGAAACAUGUUAGCAAAGAUGACUUAGCUGAGGAAACCAUUUCUGCACAUGAUACACAUAAUUCUUCUCCGAAGCCAGCUGAUUUGGAAUCAAAUGAUGGAGAGUCUACGAAUGAGGGCACUAUUGAUUCGUCAGAAAAAGAAGACGUGGACAGCGAAGUAUUAGACGAUAAGGAGGACAGUGAUGUAAUGAACUACAGCAAAGAGGAAGCUGCUGAGGAUGUUUCACUUUCACUAACAACCGAUCAAACGCCAGAAGAGGGCACGAAUUCUGAAGCAAUGGAAAUGAAUAAUGCUGGCCCAAUAUUACCUCUAGUGCAAGACACUGAUGAGAAGCUAAAACCAAAAGGAGAUGAGAUCAUUAGUGAAUUAUUGAAUACAAUGGAACAACCUAUUAAAUCUCCAACAAACACUAUGACAUCUAUGGAAGGAAAACAUACCGAAGGAGUUAUUGGUAAAGCUGAAACUCGCUCUGUAAAGGAUGAAUUCGCUCUCGAACAGCCUAACAACCAAGAGUCAGUAGAUCUUUUGUACCGACAAGAGUGCUUAGAAGCAGGACGUAGUCCGUUACCCGAAUCUUCAUCAAGCCAAAUCGAAGAAAUGUCAUUUAGAAACACAGAUGAGAAAAAGAACGGUCGAAAAGAAGUCCAAGAUAAACACGAUAAGGGAACUGUUGAUGAAGGCAAAAAAAUUGAGUCUAAGGAAGAACAGUUCAUGCAUUUGGAAGGAGAAGAAAAUAAAUCAACGAUCGAUGAACCUGUUGACAAGAGCCACGACCAGAUUCAGGACGAAGUGAAACAAAUAGAAAAAUGUGAUGACACUUACAAACCAGUUAAAUUAGAAGACAAAAAUGAAUGUCAGGCUAUCAGAGAUUCAGAUCAAACAAACGCAGAGGAAGACAGAACAACAAACAACGUAUCAAAACCUACUGACAAACAAAUAUCAAAACCAUCAGUGGAUCAAAAUGAAGAUGAAAUACAGAAAGAUAGCGAAAAAACUUCAUUGGAUAUUCAUCCGAAAAAUAUCACUAGCAAUCAGAUUGCAAGUGAUUCAGAGGAGGCUAAUGGUGCGGAGUUAUUGGACGACCAUAUCAAAGACAAAACUCCUAAAAACGGAGAUAUUGAUGGUACAAUUUCUUCUUCUUCACUUAAGAUUGAUUUGAACGAAGCAGGGUGUCAACGAAAUGAGUCAGAAAAGGACAAUAAUUCAGACAAUGAAGAAUACAAAGAUGCGUUGGAUUAUGUACCGGAAGUAGAAGAGUUUACAUUGGCACCAGAAGAAAAAAGAGUAAGUGACAAACCAAAGGUCAAUCCAAAAUCAAAGGGACAACAGCGUAUAGACAUAUCACACGGAAAAGGCAAAUCAAGCUUCAAAAAGGGGGCUAAGAAAGAAGUGAAGGAAACAGCUACAAAAGGUUCUAAGAAAUCAACAACGGAGGCGGAAGGAAAAGGCCCAAAAUCGAUAGUCAAGGAAAAACAAAACAGUUUCAAACAGAAAGCGGCUUUCGUUAACCGGGUUGUUUGGCGAUAA
This is a messenger RNA of Mizuhopecten yessoensis (Yesso scallop), 12885 nucleotides long. RefSeq lists its product as uncharacterized. The record is from RefSeq and is a predicted model, not a curated record. Bases 1 to 12885 code for a protein of 4294 amino acids. The transcript is spliced from 7 exons. Gene Ontology annotation, cellular component: membrane. NCBI's taxonomy places the organism in Eukaryota, Metazoa, Mollusca, Bivalvia, Pectinida, Pectinidae.